Messenger RNA from Verruconis gallopava, 1842 nucleotides. RefSeq lists its product as uncharacterized. Gene Ontology annotation, molecular function: RNA polymerase I core promoter sequence-specific DNA binding; TBP-class protein binding. Gene Ontology annotation, cellular component: RNA polymerase I core factor complex. Gene Ontology annotation, biological process: nucleolar large rRNA transcription by RNA polymerase I. The record is from RefSeq and is a predicted model, not a curated record. The transcript has a single exon. Bases 23 to 1513 code for a protein of 496 amino acids. NCBI's taxonomy places the organism in Eukaryota, Fungi, Ascomycota, Dothideomycetes, Venturiales, Sympoventuriaceae.
UGGACAACGACGCCGAGGCUUCAUGAGCAUGGACAGACUGAAUAACAAUUUGAGCAAAUGGGUCAACGACCAGACUAGCCGCGCGUCAGGCCACACUGGGCCCCAGCAACAUCAGGUCGAUCCAGAACGGGCGAAGCGUGUUGAGGCACGCGGGAUCAAGAUACGCUUUGAAAGGACCAAUGCUCCCAAUACGGGGCAGCAGCGUCAUGCUGACGACCGAAGAAGCUUACCCAAGGCAGGACAGCCAGUUCCGCGAGACGUCUUUGCGGGAACCGAUUACGACGGCUCGUCUGUGACAAGCGUGAAGAGCCAAGUACAGGUUGACGACAGUCACCUCGACGCGUUUGGAAGGCCUGCGGAGCACCCUGCGGCCCAUGAUCAGCAGUCUGUAGAGGAAGAAGCAAACUCAAGUCCAUCUGAUGAAGCCUCGGAGAGCGAAGAUGCGGAGGAUAAUGAUCAAGGGCCGGAUCGGUCGUCGGCGCAGAGGAUCAUGGACUAUUAUAAUUCUCUCUCUAGGCGAGGCCGAUCUGACCUCGAUCUUUUCAAUCAGCCGCAACCUGGGGACUCGUACCCGCCCACGACUUCGGGUCGACCGGAAGAGGAAGAACUCGACCAUGUCCAGUACGAAUUCGAUCAACCAGAUUCCAAACCAGCAAAUGCGGGCCAUGUACCAGUAAGCUUCGCGCGCCCGGAGCUUCCCGUACAGAGAACAGUGCCGUAUCAACUAUCGAUCCUUCAGAAUGGACACUCUCCAAAUCUCACCGGCCAUCAAGAGAGCCAGCCUCGCCGCCUCGACACUGGCGAGGGACGCGCAGCACACCGCAUGGAGAUUCCCGCGCGCCAGCAGCUGCUUCCACAUAGGAUAUCAACCCCGCCAGCUACCAAAAUGCCUCCGCCCGCCCAAAAUGUCUAUCAGCGGCCUGAUUCCCGAGCUCUGUAUGAUCGUUCCCCGACCAGAAGGCAGCCUACUGGCGCCAAGGCGCGAUCGAAUACAGGUGACUCCUCGAAGGCCCCCACCGAGGUUACUGCGGUGCACGGCCAGCAAUUCCAACAGGAACAAGGCGGCGGACAUGAAUUUGCCUUAGAUUACGACCCGGCUGAACUAGCCAAAAUGCCGUAUCAGAAGCUGCUGGAGCAGCCCUUCGACGAAGACCCAGCACAACCGCCAUCCGUGUUCGCUGCGGAGGACGCCUCUAAAUCUGUGGCCGAGCGUCUUGACCUUGCACGGGUUAUGCCAGAUGAGGCCAAACAGGCGUUCAUGUCGUCUCUCUCGCUGGAAGAGUGGGAGGAGGCAGGGGACUGGUUCCUGGAGCGGUUCGGCAGCAUCUUGAACAAGAUGAGAGAUGCUAGAAAGAAGCGUCGCGAGCUGGCAAAAGGCUUUGAGGCCGAGAUCUUGAAGCGCCACGAGGCUGUUCAGACCAAGAAGAGAACGAUCGAAGAGGCAAUGGCUGAGAUGGGCAAGAGCGGUGCGGACGUGCUCAGAGCCGGGACGCCAAAGCGGGCUCGUGCAUAAGGCAUCUCAUGCCGACUGCAUUUGUUGGUGACAGACAAUUUUUUGGUCCAAGCUGGUAUACACAAUUUGCUUGGUCCUCCCAGCUCGAGGUGCUCGCGAUCUAGCGCUGGUAAAUCGGACUUGUUUGGUGCAUUUAUUUGGCGUUAUAUACCCAGGUCAAACAUAAAUCCACCUUUUCAUUUGCUUGAGAAAAAUCGCGAAACAAUCGAUUUUCAGUCAAGGAGUACAAGUGACGAAACGCUUUUAUAGCUUCUGUCAUGCAUCCCGGCGGCUAAUCGUGACCCUACGCAAUUACUACAAACUUAGCAAUCUUCGAAGUUGCCUCUUAA